UGAUCCCCUUCGUCCGUCUGUAUGGGCCAUUACCUUGUUGAACGGGCCUGGCACAUAAUUACCCUUUUCUUAUGUCUCCAUAAUGCAUUAAAGAAAGUGGAUGGCCAAACAUUGAACCGCUUUGUUUUCAGAGAUUACCAAUGCUGAUAUUUAAUGAAGUCCAUAUACCCUUACUCUCACCGUAUCUUCUUCCGUCUAUUUCUUGCUCUUUUCCCAUUGCUGUGUUUGCUCGUCAAUCCUCUAGUUCACAAUGGCAGAAGGCCAGAGUGCUUCGGUGAUCAAUGGGCUAGGCAAGACCGUUUCUCAACUUGAGAAGCUCGUGUCAGCAUCACUACGGCCUUUGCCCACUGACACAGGGGAUGGAUCUUAUGUCACGGAGUCAAACAGUACGGGAUUUGUCAGAGACCUCAGUCGUAUGGAUCUCAACGAUGUCAAAACCAUCGUAGAGAUCACCAAGAAUGCCGCUACAGGGGAUCCCGUCAAUGAUAAGCAGUAUAUAAUGGAGCGUUUGAUCCAGCUUACUACCGCGCUUCCGUCCACCUCUCGAGUCGGUAAAGAAUUGACAAAUCUUUUCCUCAACCAGUUGUGGAAGGACCUGGAGCAUCCUCCAGUUUCCUAUCUUGGCCGCGAGUACUCGUACCGAGAAGCAGAUGGUUCAGGCAAUAAUGUUCUAUGGCCUCACAUUGGCGCUGCUGGUUCUCAUUACGCAAGAUCCGUUCGCCCAAAGACACCGCAGUCCCCUGCACUCCCAGACCCAGAAACGCUUUUUGAUUCGCUUUUGGCGCGCAAAGAUUUCAAGGAGCAUCCAAACAAGAUAUCCAGCAUUCUGUUCUACAUUGCGUCCAUUAUUAUCCAUGACUUAUUUCAAACGGAUCGCAACGACGACACGGUUUCCACGACAUCAUCAUAUCUCGAUCUUUCACCGUUGUAUGGCAAUAAUCAAGACGAGCAAAAUCUUGUCAGGGCUUUCAAAGAUGGAAAACUUAAACCGGAUUGUUUUUCCACCAAACGUGUACUGGGAUUUCCCCCAGGUGUUGGCGUGUUACUGAUCAUGUUUAACCGUUUCCACAACUACGUAGUCGAGCAGCUGGCAUCCAUAAAUGAAGGCGGCCGGUUCACUAAACCAGAUGAAACAGAUACGAAAGAAUACGCAAGAUAUGAUAGCGACCUCUUUCAAACGGGUCGGCUAGUGACUUGUGGACUAUACGUUAAUAUAAUCCUCAAAGACUACGUCCGAACUAUUCUGAAUGUUAACCGAACUGACAGUGUAUGGAGCUUGGACCCUCGUGCUGAGAUGAAGGAUGGCUUGCUCGGCGACGCAGCAGCUGAGGCCACGGGCAACCAAGUCUCGGCUGAAUUCAAUCUCGUAUACAGGUGGCAUUCUUGUAUUUCUCAACGUGAUGAGAAGUGGACCGAGAACUUGUACAAAGAUAUGUUUCCUGGGAGAGACCCGAACGGUGUUUCCUUGCAAGAGUUCGUACGAGGUCUCGGAAAGUGGGAAGCGGGCCUCCCAGAGCAACCCCAGGAUCGCCCAUUUGCAGGCUUACAACGUAAACCUGAUGGAUACUUCGAUGACGACGGUCUCGUCAGGAUCUUCGAGGAGAGUGUUGAAGACUGUGUCGGUGCGUUUGGUGCAUCUAACGUUCCAACGAUCUUCAAAAGCAUCGAAGCUCUGGGCGUGAAACAAGCCCGGUCCUGGAAUUUGGCCACUUUGAACGAAUUCCGCAAAUAUUUCAAUUUGACUCCCCACAAAACAUUUGAAGACAUCAACUCCGAUCCCUACAUAUCUGAGCAGCUCAAGCGGCUAUACGAUCACCCAGACAACGUGGAAAUCUACCCGGGCGUUAUCGUCGAGGACACAAAGGAAUCCGUAGUUCCUGGAAGUGGGCUGUGUACGAAUUUCACGAUUUCUAGAGCCAUCCUCUCCGAUGCCGUUGCCUUGGUUCGAGGCGAUCGCUUUUACACAGUCGAUUUCACUCCAAGGCAUCUUACAAACUGGGCCUUCAGUGAAAUCCAGCCCAAAGACUCCGUUGAUCAAGGACAUGUUUUCUACAAGCUCGUGUUGCGGGCAUUUCCCAACCAUUUCAGGGGAAACUCUAUUUACGCACAUCUUCCCCUGGUUAUUCCUUCUGAAAACAAGAAGAUACUGACAGAGCUUGGGUUUGCUGAAAAAUACAGCUGGGACAGGCCCUGCUAUACUCCUCCGCCACAAUUUAUUACCUCUCAUUCGACUUGCAUGUCAAUAUUGUCUGAUCAGGAGACGUUCAAGGUGACAUGGGGUUCAAAGAUUGAGUUUUUGAUGCAGCGUGACAAACAACCCUACGGCAGAGAUUUCAUGCUGUCCGGGGACCGGCCUCCAAAUGCAGCGUCUCGCAGAAUGAUGGGAGCUGCUCUGUACCGGAAGAGAUGGGAGAAUGAAGUAAAAGCAUUUUACGAAGAUAUAACUUUGAAGCUUUUGCACAGGCAUUCUUACAAGAUUGCUGGGAUCAAUCAAGUUGACAUUGUCCGAGAUGUUGCAAAUCCCGCUCAGGUUCAUUUCUGCGCGACGGUUUUCUCGCUACCUUUGAAAACUGAAUCUAAUCCCCGAGGGAUCUUCACGGAGUCAGAGCUAUACAAGAUUAUGGCUGUCGUUUUCACCUCCAUCUUCUACGAUGCGGAUCCUGCCAACUCAUUUGAACUUAACCAGACUGCCCGGGCAGUGACACAGCAGCUUGGGCAGCUAGCAAUGGCAAAUGUCGAGGUUGUUAACAAGGCCGGGAUCAUUGCCGAUCUAGUAAGCAGUUUACACCGACACGACGUGCUCAGCGAUUAUGGUGUCCACAUGAUCCAACGACUCCUUGCCAAUGGUCUACCAGCGCAUGAGAUUGUAUGGACCCAUAUAUUGCCAACCGCUGGCGGAAUGGUAGCAAACCAGGCGCAGCUUUUUUCCCAGUGCCUUGACUAUUACCUUUCUGAAGAAGGCUCGGUCCAUUUGCCUGAAAUCAAGCGACUGGCGAAGGUUGACACACCGGAAGCUGACGAACUGCUGUUAAGAUACUUCAUGGAAGGUGCUCGGCUUCGGUCUUCCGUAGCACUACCUCGAAUGGUGGCAAAGCCCACUGUUGUUGAAGACAACGGGAAGAGGCUGAAUCUAAAGACAGGGCAACACAUACUUUGUAACCUGGUGUCUGCCUCCAUGGACCCCACAAGUUUCCCAGAGCCCGAAAAGGUCAAGCUUGACCGUGACAUGGAUCUCUAUGCCCAUUUUGGUUUUGGUCCACAUCAGUGUCUAGGUAUAGAGCUUUGCAAACUAGCACUUACCACGAUGCUGAAGGUCAUCGGGCGGUUGGAUAAUCUGCGUCGUGCCCCUGGGCCCCAAGGGCAGUUGAAAAGACUGUCUGGACCCGGUGGGAUUGCGAAGUACAUGACUCUCGAGCAAAGUGGAUUUUCUCCCUUCCCAACGAGCAUGAAGAUCCAGUGGGAUGGUGAGUUACCGAGGUUGGGGGAGAGAUAAGAAUAGUGAAACGCAAUGUUGACAGAAUGCUCUCUCGGAUAAACGUUAACAAGAAUGUAUUGUUGACCGUGUCAUUACUACAUUGUUGGUUUGUAUAAAGUCAAUUCGAAAUGACAUAUUCUUUUUCUUUUGGUAAAUCGGCAUUCCUACCCGGUGUAAUUAUUCCGUGGGAGUUCCUCAUG
Molecule: messenger RNA, 3675 nt
Organism: Aspergillus alliaceus
Lineage: Eukaryota; Fungi; Ascomycota; Eurotiomycetes; Eurotiales; Aspergillaceae
Product: peroxidase/cytochrome P450 family protein
Exons: 7
Coding region: 251-3493 (1080 amino acids)
Biological process (GO): response to oxidative stress
Molecular function (GO): oxidoreductase activity, acting on paired donors, with incorporation or reduction of molecular oxygen; iron ion binding; monooxygenase activity
Source: RefSeq, a predicted model, not a curated record